Lycium barbarum (goji berry) is the source of this 1377-nucleotide messenger RNA. Its product is annotated as psbP domain-containing protein 3, chloroplastic. The record is from RefSeq and is a predicted model, not a curated record. The coding region runs from base 93 to 878 and encodes 261 amino acids. Gene Ontology annotation, biological process: photosynthesis. The transcript has 10 exons. Gene Ontology annotation, cellular component: photosystem II; extrinsic component of membrane; photosystem II oxygen evolving complex. Lineage: Eukaryota; Viridiplantae; Streptophyta; Magnoliopsida; Solanales; Solanaceae. Gene Ontology annotation, molecular function: calcium ion binding.
CAACUGUUUCUCUAAGGAAUAUCAGAAAACUGGUUGGUUGAGAAUUGGAUUUGGUGGACAUAGAAAAAUCUCUAAUCCUUCAGAAAAAAAAAAUGGCGACUCUUUCAUGUUCAUCUCCUUCUUUGAAUUACCAGCAACAAGCCUUUCUUCUUCACCAUUCCCAUUUGCCACGUGUCCCCUCAAACACUUGCAGUCUUCUUAAAGGUCUCAAGAAAAAUGGAAACCCAAGUAUCUUCUGCUGCAAGAACACUGUACCUGAUUCAAGAACAGGUCUGCAAGUUAAAGAAGAAUCUUUAACCAAGAGAAGAGAGCUCCUGUUACAAGCAGGCUCUGUUGCAUUUUCUCUGUCCGCCUUUACUUCAAUUGCAUUGGCAGAGAACGAUGUCGCGGAGGAUUUUCGUGUUUAUAUAGAUGAUGUCAACAAGUUUAAGAUAACGAUACCUCGUGAUUGGCAAGUAGGCGCGGGAGAAGGUGAUGGAAUAAGGUCGCUCAUAGCUUUCUAUCCUCAAGAAGCUUCUAACUCAAAUGUCAGCAUUGUAAUCACAAGCCUCGGUGCUGAUUUCACUAAAUUGGAAUCUUUCGGGAAAGUUGAUGAAUUUGCAGAGAAUCUGGUUAGUGGAUUCGACAGAAGCUGGCAAAGGCCGGCGGGGGUGAAAGCAAAACUCAUCGAUAGCAAAGCUUCUAAAGGGUUGUAUUACAUCGAGUACACUCUCCAAAAUCCGGGUGAAAGUCUCAGACAUCUAUUUUCCGUGCUCGGGAUAGCAAACAAUGGGGUUUACAAUAGGCUGUAUACUCUCACUGGACAGUUUAUAGACGAGGAGGCAGAGAAAUAUGGUGCCAAAGUACAGAAGGCUGUUUCUUCUUUCAGAUUUAUAUGAUGACACAACAGUGAGCGAUAUCACAAAUUUUGGCUUGAGCUUCUGGUGUGCUAUUUGGUGAAAGGCAAAUAUCGUCGGUGAUAUCAGGACAGUGGAACCUCCAAACCCCAGAUAGGAAUAUAAUUAAAGUUCUGAGUAACUUAUAUUAUGGUGACUCGGGAAAAAAUGGAGCUCGUCAUGAACCAACCACUUGAUCAAUGUUUUUUGAUGAAGACUACUCGGCUAAUAUUAGAGUUAGUAUUUGCAUAUAUUGAUACACCAAAACUGUAGGCUGUUUCAAUAAAUAUGACCUUGGUGCAGAUGUCUUACGCCCAAAUUCUGAAACUGCAAACACUUCUAUAGGGUGUCACUUGGCCAGUGUGAGAACCUCCAAGAAUUUGGUGCUCAAGUGAAUGUCUUUAAGGUUUUGAUUAUGUAUUUGUAUUUUCCUCAGGACCUUAAUCAGUUUUUGAGCUUUAUAGUCAUCAAUGAAGAAUCAGACUGAUGAAUGUAAACCUAA